Molecule: messenger RNA, 1696 nt
Organism: Paramecium sonneborni
Lineage: Eukaryota; Ciliophora; Oligohymenophorea; Peniculida; Parameciidae
Source: the annotation of a GenBank genome assembly
AUGAAUAAUCAUAGUACUUAAUUUGAGAUUUUACCAAAACUGAUUACUAAUCAAAACAAAUUACUAGAUCCGAUGUAUAUAAGAAAUACAUAAUUACGUCAUUCUUAGUAUCUUAAUAAAUAUAAUAGUUUUAGAGAUGAAUCCAAAAUCUUACCUCAUAUAUAAAGAAGAUCUAUGAUGUAAGGUAAUUCUAAGUAAAUGGUUGUUUAAAGUAUUAAUUGAAUCCAUUAAAAAGGAUUUAUGUAUAGCUUUGAUUACAAUACCAGGCAUUUUGGAACAACCUGUGAUAGAGGCUUUUAAGGAUUAUCUAGCUAUCAUUUAUCAUAAAAAUUUGGAAAUUUUGGUACAAAAUUAUAACCUUUGGAGAAGAACAUUAUUGCUGAUCUAACUGAUGGAGAAGAUGUAGAAGAAAUAAAAAAAGAUGAAAGAUUGUUUUUUAAGAAAAUAUACAAAUAUAAUUAAAUGCCUGUUUUGGCUUUAAUAAAAUCUUUUGAAAUUGAUUGGAUCAAGGAGAAAGACUCUUAAAUAAAUAGGAAGUUGUCAAAAAGUUUGAUCUUAAAUUUUUAAACAACCCUUUCAAUAUUGAAUACUCACAAUGAUUUCAUUGAUUUUUUUAUGAAAAAUUUAUAACUGUUAGAAUUAAAUACAGUUGCUUUAAAACAUAAAGGAUUAUAGAAUUUAAAAACUAAAGUUAAUAAAUUUUCUAGUGAAGAAUUUUCAGGAACUUAUUUAAUUAUAUAAAAUAAUUCUGGACAAGGAUAUUUUAAGAUUCAUUUUCCAAUUAUUGAAAUUUAUUUUUAGGAAUAUUAAUAUGUUUAAACUAUUAAUUUAUCGCCAAUGAAAUUAUUUGAAUUAUAAAGCAAUAAUUUUUUUUAAGUAGCUGAUAUUGUUUAAGACAUAAAAAUAGAUUUUUCUCUCCUAAAAUAAAAGCUAAUAUAAGAAACUGAAAAUCUAAUUAAUUCAGAAUAAAAAAUUGAAGAGAAGGAAUAACCUCAAAUACAAAAAUCUGAUUAAAUUGAAACACAAAAUAUAAUAGAAUCUGAAUAAAAGGUUUAAAUAACAAGAUUAAAAAAUUCAGAAUUGGCAAUAAUUAUAAGGGAAAGUAUUAUUAUUUUUAAGUAUAGAAAAAAGUGAAUUUCCAGAAAAGAUUUUAAGUAAAAGAAUGAUUAAAUAAGUUGCUUAAAAAGAUGAUAAAUGCUUCUUUUGUGUAGAUUUUUUACCAAUUCAAUUUAUUAUUAAAGAAAAAGUUUCAUAAAAAACAAUUAAAUUGUACUCUCCAAAUUUUUAAGAAUUUAAUGAAUUUCUAACUUAAUUAGGAUAGAAAAAUAUAAAAUAAGUAAUGGAUGAAUUUUUAAUUACUACAUUUGAUUUAAAGCCAGAAGAUUUUGAUUACAAAGAGUUUAAAAAAGGGGCAAAAAUAUAUUUAAAUUUUUCAUAAUUUUCAGAAUUAAAUUAAGAAAUAACUGAAGAACAUAUUAAUAAUGGUUUACUAUCUGUUUUUGUAAAAGAAAUAGAAAUAAAUAACAAAGAUUUAUAAAUAAUUAUGGAGUAAUGAAAAAAUAUCAAUAAUAUUAGACCUUGUACAUUUGGAAUAUACAAUUAAUUAACUUGUGGAACUGAGAAGAGAGUUUGUACAUCUAAAGAACUUACGAGUAUAUUAUAGAAAAAAUAUUAAGUUAAAUUUUAACUUAUAUGA